Prunus armeniaca (apricot) is the source of this 747-nucleotide messenger RNA. The record is from the annotation of a GenBank genome assembly. NCBI's taxonomy places the organism in Eukaryota, Viridiplantae, Streptophyta, Magnoliopsida, Rosales, Rosaceae.
AUGCGAAGAGCCUCAAGGAUCAUUUCACUACCAGCUUCGAAUUUCAUCGCCCAUGCUUCUUCUUCUACUUGCGCUGUAAACAAACACUCCUUCACUACGUUGACUGCGCAACAAAAUCAUCACAACCUGCACCAGCAAUCGUUUCCGGGAGAUUUUCUGAAAUGGGGUUCGCUUGGUUUCUUUAGGACGUCGAGCUUUGCUACUGGGUUCGCGCCCUUGAAGCCUAAGCCGUUGGGGUCCAUUAUUGAUGUUGAGAGGGUUAAGGAUCGCUCAGCCGAGGACAUCGCUUCAGCUUGGGACGAUUUUCACCUGGGAAGAGGUCAUAUUGGUGCAUCCAUGAAAGCAAACCUAUAUCACCUGCUGGAGCAUAGAGCAGUAGAAUGCCGGUAUUUUGUCAUUCCCUUGUGGAGAGGAGGUGGUUAUACCACAAUGUUUGCUCAAGUGCAGACGCCACACAUGCUUUUCACUGGUCUUGAAGAUUACAAGGCAAGGGGAACUCAAGCUGCUCCCUACUUCGCUGUAACUUACUAUAAUGAAUUUGCAGAAAGCAAAGACAUGGUGCUUAUCCGUGGCGAUGUCGUAAUGCCCAGCAAACUCAGUGACUCAGAGGCAAAAUGGCUUCUGGAGACCACCCAAUCAUUUUAUGUGAACGAUACGAGGUAUAAGCUGGUUGAACGGUUCAACAGACAAACACACGAUUUUGAGUUCAAGGAUGUCUUGCAAGCAUUGGAAAUACCCAAUCUGUGA